Frankliniella occidentalis (western flower thrips) is the source of this 2634-nucleotide messenger RNA. RefSeq names its product feline leukemia virus subgroup C receptor-related protein 1-like. Lineage: Eukaryota; Metazoa; Arthropoda; Insecta; Thysanoptera; Thripidae. Gene Ontology annotation, cellular component: membrane. Gene Ontology annotation, biological process: transmembrane transport; heme export. Gene Ontology annotation, molecular function: heme binding; heme transmembrane transporter activity. The coding region runs from base 168 to 1550 and encodes 460 amino acids. The transcript has 8 exons. The record is from RefSeq and is a predicted model, not a curated record.
GGUAUGCACCCGGCUACUCUACAGGCGAGUCAAUGAGAGCCUAAUCAACCAGGGGCUCGACUAUCUCCCCUCGAAUAACAAGCGAUAUCAGAGUCAGUCCCGACUUCCUCGCUGCUGCACUGUGAUGAGCCGCGCCGACUCUGUGCGAAACAAGUCCGCGCCCCAACAUGUUCUCUCACGGGGACAUGACGAGCUCGACGCGGGAAACGCAGUCCGCAGACGUGCGGCCCGUGGGUCGGCGCUGGCUCAUGCUGGCCAUCUUCUGCCUCGUGACGCUGACCAACGGCUGCCAGUGGGUGCAGUUCUCCAUCAUCGACAACUCGGUGGCGGCGUACUACGGCACCUCGCGGGACGUGGUGGACUGGACGUCGCUGCUCUUCAUGGUGACCUACAUCCCCGGCAUGCUGCCGGCCGCCUGGUUCCUAGAUAAGACCGGCCUGCGCUGGACCGUGCUGGUGGCGGCCGCGGGGAACUGCCUGGCGGCGUGGCUCAAGGUGGUGGCCGUGCGCCCCGACCUGCUCGCCGUGCUGUUCGCCGGUCAGGGCGUCGCCGCCCUGGUCAACUGCUUCGUCCUGAGCGUGCCGCCGCGCCUGGCGGCCGUGUGGUUCGGUGAGCGCCAGGUGUCUACGGCCACCGCGAUAGGGGUCAUCGGCAACCAGCUGGGCAACGCGCUGGGGUUCGCCGUGCCGUCUGUGCUCGUGAGAGCGCCGCCUCCAGCGGCGGGCUCCUCCCUCGAGGGCAUCGGCGACGACAUGGCCCUGAUGAGCUACAUCGUCGCCGGCGUCACCACGGCCGCCCUCCUGCUGGCGGUGCUAGCCUUCCAGGCCGCCCCGCCCCUCCCCCCGAGCCAGGCGAUGGCUGCGGCCCUGGAGUCCGAGAGGGCGGGCGACGGGCACACUGAGUCCCUCUCUCAGUACUGCCAGUCGCUCAAGUCCCUGGUGGGGAGCCCCGGUUUCCCCCAGCUGCUCGUGGCCUACGGCAUCAUCAACGGCGUGUCCUCGGCGGCGGGCACCCUGCUCAAUGGGCUCAUCACCAGCGUUUUUGUGGACAGUGAAAUGGACGCCGGUCUCAUCGGCCUCACCAUGGUGGUGGCCGGCCUCGUCGGCUCCGUGCUCUUCGGACUGCUCCUCGACGCGACGGCCAAGUUCAAAGAGCUGACUGUUGGAGUGUACGCCCUGUCGCUUUUAGCGGUGGUGGUCUUCACGGGAUCUCUCUAUUCCGGUAAAAUUUGGACCGUGUAUGUGGCGGGGGCUUUUGCAGGGUCCACUCUGGCCGGAUACAUCCCCGUGGGCUUCGAGUUCGCCGCCGAGCUGACGUACCCGGCCCCGGAGGGCACCUCGUCCGGCCUGCUGAGCGCGGCGGGCAUGCUCAUGGCCGUCGUGUUCACGCUCGUGUGCGAGCGGCUGCUGCCGCUGGCGCGCGGCUGGCUGUGGACGUGCUGCUGCAUGAUGGGCGUCCUGGCGCUGGGCGCGGCCUUCACCCUCACCAUCCCCAACAACCUGCGCAGGCAGCAGGCCCAGCGCACCGCGCAGCUCACUGCCAGGGAGUAAUUGAAAUAAAAAUUCAGAAUUUGAAACGAAAAUAGUGCGAGUGACACCGCCAUUGUGCUCUACACGUUUACAUGCCGACCAAAUGGCCCGGGUGGAAUAGAGUUCACUUCAUGUUGGCAAAUUUAAGUUAAAAGUAUACCGGGUUUCCGGGCUGAGACAUGCCAGUACGUUGGGUUGCCUAUGCACUGGCUGCAGAGGCCGCAGGCGCGAGGCGGGUGGUGGGGGAGCUGCCACUUCCCCGCCACACGCCCCGCGCCUUCUGCCCCUGCAGCUAGUGCAUAGGCAACCCAACGUACUGGCAUGUCUUAGCCUCGACAUCCGGUACUUAAAAAAAAAAUUUGUGUGGUUCGCGACAAACACAACAAGUCAUCAGUUCAAAAAGAACUGAAACGCUAGGCUACUUUGUGAGAAAGUGGCAAUUAACUUCGAGUGAAUUUGAUACACCAAUAAAGGAGCAUACUUUUCACUUCACUUCAACAAUUUCAUGUGCACUUCUAGUGUUCUGCUUGCAGAUUGAAGUAUGCAUAGUUUAUUUUUCUGUGCUGAGUCCCACGUGACCACACGUAUGGUCACAAAGCACGUGAUUAAUGACCCCCUGGGACCCAACGUGUUAAGUAUGUGUAUAAGUAGAUGUUUUUGUCGUUGUUUGUUGUUCAAACAUUUUCAACUAUGACAUAACUUGAAGUUCAGUCGAACCGUCAACUGAAAGGUGAACUCUUUUUCACCGGGGGGCUCGUCCUACGUCUAAAAUAAUCGACAUUUCAUUGACGACGCCUUAAUUUAAUCGUGAUGCGAUUGAUGAGUGACAAAUGUUUGGUUCGUCGUGCAUUCACAUGUUUUAAAUUGAUGUAAACUACAAAACUUUGUGGGAAUUUUUUUUAAUUAACAUAAUCAGGUAAAUAAGGGUAAAAAUCAAGUCCACUAUCUGGAAAACACGGCAUAAAUUCGCCGCAAAACCAGGGAUCCGUAACUUAACGUAACGUAAAGAAAUACCUUCAAAAGAUCGUGCCAAAGUUGGAGGUUGUUACAGAAUAUCCAAAGUUUUUUCAGACAUAUAUUAAAAUCAACUCGUUCUAUUUUGAAA